This is a messenger RNA of Callithrix jacchus (white-tufted-ear marmoset), 2702 nucleotides long. It is a transcript of the gene SLAMF7, whose product is annotated as SLAM family member 7. Gene Ontology annotation, cellular component: external side of plasma membrane; membrane. The record is from RefSeq and is a predicted model, not a curated record. Gene Ontology annotation, biological process: T cell activation. NCBI's taxonomy places the organism in Eukaryota, Metazoa, Chordata, Mammalia, Primates, Cebidae.
AAGAGAGAAGUGGCUUCAUUUCAGUGGCUGACUUCCAGAGAGCGAUAUGGCUGGCUCCCCAACAUCCCUCACCCUCAUGUACAUCCUUUGGCAGCUCACAGGUUCAGCAGCCCCUGAAGCCGUGAAAGAGCUGGUUGGUCCCCUUGGUGGAGCCGUGACAUUCCCCCUGAUGGCCAAUGUGAAGCAGGUUGACUCUAUUGUCUGGAACUUCAACACAACCCUUCUUGUCACCAUGCAGCCAGAAGUGCCCACUAUCAUAGUGACCCAAAAUCGUAAUAAGGAGAGAGUAUCCUUCCUAAAUGGAAGCUACUCCCUGAGGCUCAGUGAACUGAAGAAGAAUGACUCAGGGGUCUACCACGCGAAGAUAUACAGCUCAUCCCUCCAGAACCCCUUCACCCAGAAUUAUGUGCUGCAUGUCUACGAGCACCUGUCAAGACCUAAAGUCACCAUGGGUUUGCAGAGCAAUAAGAAUGGCACCUGUGUGACCAAUCUGACAUGCCACAUGGAACAUGGGGGAGAGGAUGUGAUUUAUACCUGGAAGGCCCUUGGGCAAGCAGCCAGUGAAACCCAUAAUGGCUCCAUCCUCCCCAUCUCCUGGAGACGGAGAGAAAGUGAUAUGACCUUCAUCUGCUUCGCCAGGAACCCCAUCAGCAGCAACUCCUCAAGCCCCAUCCUUGCCAGCAAGCUCUGUGAAGGUGCUGCUGGUGACCCGAAUCCUUCCAUGGUCCUCCUGUGUCUCCUGUUGGUGCCCUGCCUGCUCAUUCUCUUUGCUCUGGGGCUAUUUCUUUGGUUUAUAAGGAGAGAGAGACAAGAAGAGUCCAUUGAAGGGAAGAAGAGAAUGGACAUUCGUGAGGAAACUCCUAACUUAUGCCCUCAUUCUGGAGAGAACACAGAGUACGACACAAUCUCUUACACUAAUAGAACAAUCCCAAUGGAAGAUCCAGCAAAUACAGUUUAUUCCACAGUGGAAAUACCCAAAAAGAUGGAAAGUCCCCACUCACUGCUCACGAUGCCAGACACACCAAGGCAAUUUACCUAUGAGAAUGUUAUCUAGACAGCAGUGUACACCCCUAAGUCUCUGUCCAAAAAAACCAAGUCUCAGCCCAAAGAAAACAAUCGAAAGAAUUCAUUGAUUUGACUAGAAAUGCCAAGGAAUAAUGAAGAACACUGACUUUUUUCCAGGAUAAACUAUCCUUGAUGCUCCUUUAGAUUUGGGAGUUCAUAAUUCCAUCCACUGCUGAGAAAUUUCCUCAAACCCAGAAGGUUUAUCCCAUCCCCAAAAUGGGAUUGUGAAUUUUGUCAGCAAACCACAAGAAAAGUGCUUAGAAAAGUGGUCCUAUAAAAAGGUAAAUGCCGCGUCACACAUAUUAAUGACAGCCUGUCAUAUUAAUGAAGGCUCCAGGUCAGUGUCUGGAGUUUCAUUCCAUCCCAGGGCUUGGACAUCAGGAUUAUACCAACAGUCUUGCUACCAGGAGAGUAAGAAGACCAAAACAGACAGACAUGUCCAGCAGAAGCAGAUGUACCUGAUAAAAAUGGAUGUAUUCAUUGGCUCCGUAAACUAUGUGCCUGGCACUAUGCUCAGCUUACACUAAUUGAUCAGACAUGCUCUUUGCUCUCAUGAAAUUGGCUCCAAAUGAAUGAACUACUUUCAUGAGCAGUUGCCAUAGGCCUGACCACAGAUUCCCUGAGGGCCAGGUGUGGAUCCACAGGACGUGAAUGUCAAAGCACACAAAGAUGAAGAAUCCAGGGCAGAUGAUAAUGUUUGGCAGAUACUAUGAUGGAGACACAGAAGCAUGUAUGGCCCAAGGACGAUGACCCCAAGCCAGGCUUCAUUCAUGCACUUGUGCUGCAAAAGAAAAGCCUAGGUCUAAAGGCUAUGCCAGAGCCCAUCCCAAUAAAGAGAUGGAGUCUAAAGUCACAUUUUAAAUCUAAUAUGGGAGACUUAGAGUCAAGCUGUAGAGACUGGUGGGGCACGCGGGGCAGUGAUUACUUGUAAACCGUUAAAGAUGGUUAAUUCAUUCAAUAAAUAUUUAUUAAGAACCUAUGAGGUUGGGCACAGUGGCUCAUGCCUGUAAUCUCAGCACUUUGGGAGGUCAAGGCAGUUGGAUCACUUGAGGUCAGGAGUUCAAGACCAGCCUGACCAACAUGGUAAAACCCCAUCUCUACUAAAAAUACAAAUUUGCUGAGUGUGGUGGUGCGUACCUGUAAUCCCAGGUACUUGGGAGGCCAAGGCAGGAGAACUGCUUGAACCCAGGAGGUGGAGGUUACAGUGAGCUGAGAUCAUGCCACUGCACUUCAGCCUGGGAGACAAGAGUGAAACUUCAUCUCAAAAAAAAAAAAAAAAAAACCUAUGCUACAUCGGUCUGAAACAUAAGAUGAACAUCCCUGCCAACAUAGAGCUCACCACCUCUUUACUUAAGUGAAAAACAUGGGGGGGAAAGGGGACUGGCGGCUUUUGAUGUGCUCCCUGACACAUAUCUUGAAUGGAGACCUCCCCACAAAGUGUUGAAAGUGUUGAAAAAACUUAAAAACAUGCUUGUUGGGCAAGAAUGGGAUUGAGAGUAUCUUCUCUCAAAAAGGCCUUGUAAAGGAACUGAGCCAGAUCUCUUCCCUUACUCCAAACCUACUGUAGGAGCCCCCCUCGCAAAAAGUCUUCUUUACUAUCUUAACAAAAUAGCUAUUGUGAAAUUCACAUACAAAAA